AUGUCGCUGUCCGUCCCGGUCGCCCCGCUGCCAAGCCCGAGCCGGCGGGUGGGCGGCGCGAAGGGCUCCCGGGUCGCACAGCUCUCCUCGUCCCUGAGGAACGGCCACAGGAGCCCGAAGCGCGCCCAGCAGAAGCUGCUGCGCCUCGCGCUGCUCGCGCCAGCGUGGAGCUUCGAGCCUGAGGACUACGAGGCGCACGGCAGGCAGAGGCCGUCGGCCGAGGGCAGCGACCGCUGCAGCACGACGUCCGACGACGACGAGCGGGGCACGGCCCUCCCGAAGACCUGCAGCUCCCUGAGCUCCUUCGCGGAGGAGAGCGACUCCGAGAGCGCCCGCACGCCGGCCGGCGGCAGGGAGGACGAGGAGGGGGACGCCAAGGCGCCCAAGUCGGACAAGGCCUCCUUCGCCGCCUCGGCCGCCGAGUCCAUCGAGGAGGAGGCCGGCCCCUUCCUGGAGUGCCUGGCGCCCUGGCGCCGCGCCGACCGCGACACCGUGCUGGCCGCCGUGUCCGGCAGGGGCGCAGACCUGCGGUUCGCCUCCGAGGAGCUGCGCGCCGACAGGGAGGUGGUGGCCGUCGCGGUCGGCCAGGACAGCUGGGCGCUGGAGUUCGCCCUCGGGGCGGCCCGCUGGGACCGCGAGAUCGCCACGGUGGCCGUGCGCGGCCACGGGGGUGCCUUGGAGUUUGCGGGCGAGCACUUCCAGGGCGACAGGUCCGUGGUGAUGGAGGCGGUCUGCCAGGUGGGCUGGGCCCUCAAGUGGGCGAGCCAGGAGCUGCGCGGCGAUAAGGAGGUGUGCCUUGCAGCAAUCGGCCAGGACUACCAUGCCAUGGAGUGGGUGGACGCAUCGCUGCGUCAGGACCCCGAGGUCGUUGCUGCUGCGCUCUGGUGCUUCGGGGCGAGGUGCCGCGAGUUCAGCUCCGAGCCGCUGUGGAGCGAGGAGUGGCUGGCGAACGACUUCACUGUGGGGAAGGCCCGCGAGCUGGCGUGGCGGUGGGUCUCCACCGUGGAGUCGCGCUACUUCAAGCGGGCGCUGGACGCCAUCUUCCCCGCCGUGGAGCAGCAGGAGGAUUGGCAGACCGAGCAGAGUAUCGAGGGCCGCCUCGGCCUGCUCCAUCUGGCCUGUUUCCCCUCCAGCGCAGAGCCGGGCGCCGCUGCGGCGUGGUUCGCCGGCAUCCAGGAGGCGCUCUGGGUCGACCAGUCCAUCUGGAACGACAUCGAGGUGAUGGGCCUGCUCGGCCGCUUCGAAGCGAGUCUGGGCCUCCCCGACAACCACGUCCUGCUGCUCGAGGAGGGCGUCAAGCACGGGUCGAAGUUCCCUGAUUUCGGGAUCCCAGUGCCUUUGCACCUCAAGCGCAAGGGCAGGUGGGAGAAGGUCGACUGCGACGCCGCGUACCCGGAGGACGGCGAGGCCCUGGUGGUGCCCCCGAACAACCCCCAGGGCCCAGCGCCCGUUAUCCUGUACCUCCUGGGCGCGGGCAAGUUCAACAGCCGAGAGUCCUUCCUCGGGGGCGAGAUGGCGGUUCUGUGGGAGAACGAGCGGCUCAGGGAGGACUACUACGUGGUUGUGCCCAAGCCCGACACCCGCACCGGCCUCAUCUACUACCUCGGCCAGGGCUUCAAGAGGGAGUGGUCCGAGGACGCCGUCUGGUGCCUGUUCACGGAGAUCCUUAGGCGCCUCGGCCCAGAGAAGGUCGACCCCUCGCGGCUCUACGUGGCCGGCUCCUCACAGGGCGCGGUGGGCGCUUGGGGGCUGGCAGUGAAGUACGGCAGCAUGAUCGCCGCUUGUCAGCCAAUGGGCGGCAGGUGCGAGUGGCCCAGCAACUCGUGGCCUAAGCAUUCCUCCUCCCCCACGGAGGAGGCCAUGCAGAACCUGAAGCUGUGUCCGAUCCGCUGCUCCCACUGCAGCACCGACUCGUACGCCCCCCCGCCGAAGCAUGACAUGGAGUCCCUGACCUACUACGCCGCGGAGGAGCGGAGCUACGACGUCUCGCCCUUCGGCUGGGACAUGGUCACGAAGAUGGACACUGCGGUGACGAAGUGGGUCUGGAAGGACACCAAGAAUCCUUUCGAGCUGUUCUGGGUCAAGGGCCCCAUGGCGGACAACUGCCCCAUGUGGCCUGGCCUGGACAACCACCUCGUGUGGUUCCGGAUCAUCUCCAACCCCAUGUGGGGCUUCACCACCUUCUUCUCAGAGCACACUGUCCCGGAGGAUCGCCAGUGGCGCUUCGACUCGGAGCCCAUGAAGGUCGACACGUCGGCACACAGGGCGAUGCUCGAGCAGAUGGGGUACUGGGACAAGCCCGAGCCGACGCCGCCCGAGAUGAAGACAGAGACCGUGUACCUGGGCCAGGUCCGACGGCUGGACGAGUGCGGCGCGCUGAAUGAGGACGUGCGCGACUGCCUCACGAGCAGUCUGGCGAAGUGCGCGCAGGACCACGAGAUGCUCGUGCUGCUCCAGAUCGAUGUCCCCUCCCGCUCCGCGCCCCUUUCGAUCGAGCUGGCGCUGGUCAAGAUACACGCGGACGUGAGCCGGGCGGUGACCGCCUUCCAGCGGCACCUCGGGGCGACGGUGCAGGGCGUCGCGCAGGGGCAGGAGCUGGGUGUGUCCCUGCAGGUCAGCAUCCCCGUGCCCCCAGCGGCGGUGCAGUUCCACGUCGUGGCCAACAGGCCCUGGGACAAGGCCGCCCUCUGCAAGCUGCGCCCCGGGCUCCCGGUGCUGGCGCUGAAGAUCAGGGCCGCGGAGCUGAUCUACAUGGACGCCAAGAAGGCGAACACCUUCGAGGUCGGGCUUCGGCCGAACCCGAAGCCUGGCGAGAAGGCCCAGCCCAUCACCCCGCUGCCGAUCGACACGCCCCUGACCGAGGACCUCCUGGAGUUCGACGCAUGCCUGGAGGACAAGAAGGCCUCCGCGCCGCCGCCGACGCUGCAGGCGACCGACGCUUCCAUGAUGAGCCUCAUGGUUCUGCUGGCACAUCACGAGGACCACGAGCUGGAGGGCUACCGCCCGACGAUCCACACCCUGAAGAGGGGCACCAAGGUGCUCGAGCUGAAGAGGGCCAUCGCCGACAUCACGGGCCGGAGCGUCGACGAGUUCGGCAUUUGCCCGGCCACGGCGUUCCCCGAGAACGACAGGGAGACGGAGGGGGUGAUCAAGUAUCCGCUGAAGGACGACGCCGCCCUGACCGAAGAGAAUUGGCUCCUGCAGGUGUGCGACCUCGGCCUGUCAAUCACCCUGGACCUCGGCGGCGUCGCCAAGGAGAUGAACAUCGACAGGGGCACCCCCGUGAGGAAGCUGAAGUGGAUCCUCGCGAACGGCAACGAGAAGAAGGCGCGCAACUACAGGCUGGCCCUGGCCCCGCAGGACGGGGAGAAGCCCGAGCCGCUGCCGGACGACCUCGUGCUCGCCGAGGCGCACGCGCGGCUCGUGCUCUGCUGA
Molecule: messenger RNA, 3435 nt
Organism: Prorocentrum cordatum
Lineage: Eukaryota; Dinophyceae; Prorocentrales; Prorocentraceae
Source: the annotation of a GenBank genome assembly